This is a messenger RNA of Physeter macrocephalus (sperm whale), 906 nucleotides long. Its product is annotated as cathelicidin-1-like. Gene Ontology annotation, biological process: antimicrobial humoral immune response mediated by antimicrobial peptide; innate immune response; defense response to Gram-negative bacterium. NCBI's taxonomy places the organism in Eukaryota, Metazoa, Chordata, Mammalia, Artiodactyla, Physeteridae. Gene Ontology annotation, cellular component: extracellular region. The record is from RefSeq and is a predicted model, not a curated record. Gene Ontology annotation, molecular function: lipopolysaccharide binding.
AUGGCCUCCAGAUUCAGGGAGGUCUCUCCAAUUGCAGUGGCCUUCAGGAGGCCAGAGUGUGGAGGCAGAGGGGACGUAAGACAGAGCCUGCUCCUCCCUCUCCUGGAGGACUCAACGCUCUUGAGCAACCCUGCCUUUGACACUCCCCAUGGGCCCCAGGAGAGGCCAAGACGUUUUCAGGGAGAUGGAGAAAUCAUUUCUUCACUCACAGGAGGCUUCCCGCUUCCACUGCCCAGCAAUCCCGUGAGGCAACAGCAGGGGCUGAGGCGAGUCCAGCUCACAGCCGGGGAGGAGAUCAGGGAUGGGGCAGGUCAGGAAGACGUGUGGUUGGGCCAUUGCAUCAGGCCCAGGAGGGAUAUAAAUGACGGUCCUGCGUGCUGGGAGGAGGCCGACUUGGGGACCAUGGAGACUCAGAGGGCCAGCCUCGCCCUGGGGCGGUGGUCACUGUGGCUACUGCUGCUGGGACUAGUGGUGCCCUCGGCCAGCGCCCAGACCUUCAGCUACAAGGAGGCCGUGAUUCAUGCUUUGGAUCAACUCAACGAGCGGUCCUCAGAAGCUAAUCUCUACCGCCUCCUGGAGCUGGACCUGCCUCCCAAGACCGAGAGGGACCCGGACACCCCGAAUCCUGUGAAAUUCACGGUGAAGGAGACUGUGUGCCCCAGGACGACCCAGCAGCCCCCGGAGCAGUGUGACUUCAAGGAGAAUGGGCUGGUGAAACAGUGUGUGGGGACAGUCACCCUGAACCAGGUCAGCGGUAACUUCGACAUCACUUGUAAUGAGGCCCAGGGUGUCAGGAUUACAAAGCUACCAUGGGCGCCACCACAGCCAGCACAAAUAUGUCGCAUAAUAGUGGUAAGAGUGUGCAGGCCAAUAUGUCGCAUAACAGUGAUAAGAGUGUGCAGUUAA